Dentiscutata heterogama is the source of this 140-nucleotide messenger RNA. The record is from the annotation of a GenBank genome assembly. NCBI's taxonomy places the organism in Eukaryota, Fungi, Glomeromycota, Glomeromycetes, Diversisporales, Gigasporaceae.
CAAUUGGUAUUGAAGAAGAAAAUUUACGAUUUAUUUUUGAAACAGCUAUUGAAUUUUGGAAAAAAUUAGGUGGUGAAAAAGCUUCAACUGAAAUUUUAAUCGCACAAAUGCAAUCAUAUAUGCUAUUUCAAAAACCAUGA